AUAUUAAUGCUAAGGUCGUCUCUUGUCUGGCAAACAAAUCCUCCAUAUCCAAAAACAAAAAAAAAACAAAUCCCUUGAAACUCUCCUAAUCUCACAAGAACAACACAAGAUUAAAGAAACUAAAAGAUCAUCGACGGAACAAAAAAUGGUGAGCCCAUUUAGAACUCCAUGUACUUCGCCAAGAAAAUCAAGAAAAGCGAGCAAGAACCCUUAUUCAAACCGUGGACUCGACAAAUUCUCUGAGCUUCUCUCAGAACUCGACGAGAAGAGACAGAGCAUCUACUCGAAGAAGCUCGAUUCCGGUGGCCCGCCUCUUGUCCGAUUCGUUUUCACAAGCUCGGGUGAGUGUGUCCCCGUCGUGAUCAAAUCGUCUUAUCUUCAUAAGCAGAAGAAGACCAAAGAUGUUGCCGCUUCUGCUGCUGCAAAAGUCAAGACAGUAGUCAACGAGUUGAAAGCAGAGGAAACAAAGAAGACAGAACCUGAAACAGAGGAGAAACAGAGCUGUGUUUUGAAUGAGAAUCUGAAGAAGAUCACGAGACCGAACCGUUUCUUGCCUGUGACUGUGAUAUUGGUUCUUAUUUUCUUGGUUUUCUUUGGGAGAUCUGUUUCGAUCAUGUGCACUUGUAUUGCUUGGUACUUGGUACCAGCGAUCAAGGAACAGAGAGGAAACAGAGGACUUUCAUCAUAUGCGAUGAAGAAGAAAGAUUUCGCUAGGAAGUUGAGUAUUGAAGACAGAGCAUCGUUUAAUCCAAGAACUGUUCGUAAUCAUUCUCCUCGCAAGUAGAAUUUUCGUUUUAUGACUGCUCGUGACCCAGCAAAAACUCUUUUUUUUUUCAUUUUGUGAAGUUCUUUGAUUUAUUUUCUUGUUAUCUUUUGUUUCUUCACUGUUUCUUCAUAACUGUGAUAAAUUAGCAGAUAAAUUGUAUAUUCUUCUUCUAUUUCUCUUAGGGUUUUAAUGUCUACAGGUGUAAAUAUGCUGUGGGAAGAUGUUCUUGUUUACAGAUUAUCUACUGACUGUUGCAAACA
Molecule: messenger RNA, 1026 nt
Organism: Raphanus sativus (radish)
Lineage: Eukaryota; Viridiplantae; Streptophyta; Magnoliopsida; Brassicales; Brassicaceae
Exons: 1
Coding region: 146-784 (212 amino acids)
Source: RefSeq, a predicted model, not a curated record